Armigeres subalbatus is the source of this 2030-nucleotide messenger RNA. It is a transcript of the gene mts, whose product is annotated as serine/threonine-protein phosphatase PP2A. The coding region runs from base 255 to 1184 and encodes 309 amino acids. Gene Ontology annotation, cellular component: cytosol. The record is from RefSeq and is a predicted model, not a curated record. NCBI's taxonomy places the organism in Eukaryota, Metazoa, Arthropoda, Insecta, Diptera, Culicidae. Gene Ontology annotation, biological process: mitotic cell cycle. The transcript has 5 exons. Gene Ontology annotation, molecular function: protein serine/threonine phosphatase activity.
GUUAGAAGUGUGCUUGCGAUUGGAGGUCGGAAUUCGGAAGAGUUUGACUCGUCGGUCGUUUUGGUUCGAUUUUUCCGCUGCGCGAAUCCGGUGGUCGUGACCCGUACCGGAACGGUUACCGUGCGGAUUUGAAAGUGCACAGAACAAGUGAAUGCCCGUUUGCCGUCCGCCGCCGGAGUGAUUUUGGUUUUUGGGGAAAAAGCCGCAGCAGAAUCAUCAAUUUUGGCUGAUCAGACCGUAGGAGAAAAAUAAGGAUGGAGGACAAGGCGACACUCAAAGAUUUGGACCAGUGGAUCGAACAAUUGAACGAGUGCAAACAAUUGACCGAAACCCAAGUGAAAACUCUGUGUGAUAAGGCGAAAGAAAUUUUGGCAAAGGAGUCAAAUGUACAGGAGGUAAAAUGUCCGGUGACAGUGUGUGGCGAUGUGCACGGUCAGUUCCACGAUCUAAUGGAGCUUUUCCGGAUAGGCGGACGAUCGCCGGACACCAAUUAUCUGUUCAUGGGUGAUUACGUUGACCGUGGCUACUAUUCAGUCGAAACAGUAACGCUCCUGGUGGCGCUAAAGGUUCGAUACCGUGAGAGAAUCACAAUCCUGCGCGGUAAUCACGAAUCCCGCCAGAUCACACAGGUGUACGGCUUCUACGACGAGUGCUUACGAAAGUAUGGCAACCCGAAUGUCUGGAAGUAUUUCACCGACCUGUUUGACUAUCUCCCGCUGACGGCCCUGGUCGACGGUCAGAUCUUCUGUCUGCAUGGUGGUCUCAGUCCCUCGAUUGAUACGUUGGACCACAUCCGAGCGCUGGACAGAUUGCAGGAAGUACCACACGAGGGACCCAUGUGCGAUCUGCUGUGGUCCGAUCCCGACGACCGGGGCGGUUGGGGCAUUUCGCCACGAGGUGCUGGAUACACCUUCGGACAGGACAUUUCGGAGCUUUUCAAUCACUCAAACGGUCUGACGUUAGUAUCUCGGGCACAUCAGCUUGUUAUGGAAGGUUACAACUGGUGCCACGAUCGUAAUGUUGUUACAAUAUUCUCUGCACCAAACUACUGUUAUCGAUGCGGUAACCAGGCAGCAUUAAUGGAAUUAGACGAUUCUUUGAAGUUUUCAUUCCUACAGUUUGAUCCAGCUCCACGUCGCGGUGAGCCUCACGUGACCAGAAGAACACCGGACUAUUUCCUUUAAGAAUAUCAUUAUAACGAAUAUUGUAAUACACACUACAAAUUAAACAAAAAAAUAAUAUACCUAAUAAUAAAAAUAUAAAUAAUAAUUAUAAGCAUAUAUUAUUAUUUAAUACAAAAAAAAGGAUAAAAGUCGUAAAAAGUUGGUUAGGUAACUUGCAAGAAAAAAGUAAAAGAGACGCGUAAACCGUAUUACACGAAUGAACUUACUUAAGAUCAUGAAACAGAGUGGAAAGAGAAACAUUGCAAGUUUAAACAAUUUGAUGAACAGACAAAAACUAAGCCUGAAAGAAAUUUCACCUCACAUUUGCUACUUACAAGCUAUAAUUCGGAGCCAACACACAGAAAAAAAUCGGAGCCAACACACAGAAACAUUCAUUCUCAUGGAGAAUAUUAGAUAAACAAUUUGCUAGGAGAAACUGCGAAGAAAGGGGAAAAUAAGAGCAUAUACUCAUUCACGAAACGUCAAUCCACACAUUACAUGAAACAAAGAGAAAACUGAAGCUUAGGUACGUUCACCCCCUUCUCCCCCGAUUCCUGAUUAGAAGAUCAUUCUGUCUUUUUGCCAUAAUAAUGAUAUAUAGCUAGAAAUUCGCGUUAGUAGAGGCCCAUAUCGACAGCGUACAUCCAUUUCCCCGUUCCUAGUUUUCGUACCUAACACCACCCAACACCUGCACUGUUAGUCCGUUCAAUUACCGUGAAGCAUAAAGCAUGUAACUCCACAGCGGAGAUGAGAGAGAUACAGGACGACGAGGAUAUAGGCAUCUUUUUUUCAUUCGGAACAAACGCUUUAUGUCACUAUUAUUGUUCAAUGCAGAUGCGAGAUAAUAAAGUGUAUAAAAAUUUGGAA